CAGACAACUCUCUCUGUCUUCUUGUUCAACGAGAGAACCCAAUCACCAGAUAUGUCCUCGUUCUUCAAGGAGAAGUCUUCAUCUUUACCUAUUUAGAUGAAGGCUCUUCUUCUUCAGAUGCUUUGUGCUUUGUUGAUCCAGAUUCGAUAUACCCAACUUUACUCUCUAGACUUCUUUCAUGGCAGCCAUUCCCACACACUUGUCUCUCUCUCGUGAUCCUUCUCCUUCUUCUACCACGUCUCUCCUUCAUCUCCAUACUCAAGCGGCGAUCUUCGGUUCCAAGCAUAAUUUAAAGGAUUCCCAUUUGAGAAUUCCUCCAGCUUCUUUCAGAAUAAAAACUGCCAACUUGCGAAUGAUGGCUUCAGGAAAUACACCUGGACUGACUCAGGAAACUAAUGGGGUUGCAAUUGACAGAGAAAAUAACACUGAUGUAUUUGACGACAUGAAACAGCGGUUCCUUGCCUUCAAGAAGCUUAAGUACAUGGAUAACUUAGAACACUACAAAAAUCUGGCAGAUGCUCAAGCUCCAAAGUUUCUGGUGAUUGCUUGUGCAGACUCUAGGGUUUGUCCUUCUGCCAUCCUUGGAUUUCAACCGGGUGACGCAUUCACUGUUCGUAACAUUGCAAAUUUAGUACCUUCAUUUGAGUCUGGACCUACUGAAACCAAAGCUGCUCUCGAGUUCUCUGUGAAUACUCUCAAUGUGGAGAACAUCUUAGUCAUCGGUCAUAGCCGCUGUGGAGGAAUUCAAGCUUUAAUGAAAAUGGAAGACGAAGUAGAUUCCAGAAGUUUCAUACAAAACUGGGUAGUUGUGGGGAAGAAAGCAAAGGAAAGCACAAAAGCUGUUGCUUCAAACCUCCAUUUUGAUCAUCAGUGCCAACAUUGUGAAAAGGCCUCGAUAAAUAAUUCAUUAGAAAGGCUGCUUGGUUACCCGUGGAUCGAAGAGAAAGUGCGGAAUGGAUCACUCUCUCUCCAUGGUGGAUACUAUAAUUUUGUUGAUUGUACGUUUGAGAAAUGGACGGUCGAUUAUGGAGCAAGCAGAGGUAAGAAGGAAGGCAGUGGGAUUGCUGUUAAAGACCGGUCAGUUUGGUGCUGAUCACUAGCAAAUAUCUCAAUCUUCAUAGAGUUUUUUCAUAAUACAUAGAAACAUCAGACCCCUUUUGCAAGUGAUUAUCAUGUGUUUGUUUCCACUUGUGUGUUGAAGUCUUUCUCUUACUCUGUCUUAUUGAGGCUAAAACUUGAGAUACCCCUUCAGGUACUAAUGUUUGUUUUAUUGUCCAGUUGUUUCAUCAGUGAUUUCGUUUAGACUCCGGAUUUGUGCAAUGAAUUGAUUGGUUUUUUUCUAAGAUAUAAUCAUUUUGCCA
Molecule: messenger RNA, 1361 nt
Organism: Camelina sativa (false flax)
Lineage: Eukaryota; Viridiplantae; Streptophyta; Magnoliopsida; Brassicales; Brassicaceae
Product: beta carbonic anhydrase 5, chloroplastic
Biological process (GO): carbon utilization
Molecular function (GO): zinc ion binding; carbonate dehydratase activity
Source: RefSeq, a predicted model, not a curated record